Oppia nitens is the source of this 645-nucleotide messenger RNA. Its product is annotated as glucose-6-phosphate exchanger SLC37A4-like. The record is from RefSeq and is a predicted model, not a curated record. The transcript is spliced from 2 exons. NCBI's taxonomy places the organism in Eukaryota, Metazoa, Arthropoda, Arachnida, Sarcoptiformes, Oppiidae. Gene Ontology annotation, biological process: glucose-6-phosphate transport; phosphate ion transmembrane transport. Gene Ontology annotation, molecular function: glucose 6-phosphate:phosphate antiporter activity. The coding region runs from base 1 to 645 and encodes 214 amino acids.
AUGCCAGCCCUAAUCAAACUGACGCGUCAGUUGAGUCCGGCGACCAGUUUCGCCACUAACUGGUCAGUGGUGUUGAUAUCGGUUAACUGUGCCGGCGUUGUCAACCCGAUGGUCACAUCCCUGUUGUUACAGUCAUAUCAUUGGCGACAGGUUGUCCAGAUAUCGGGUUUGUUGACCCUAUUGGUUGCCGUACUGUGCGCUAGUCUAUUGCCUAACACUAGUAAGCARUGGCCAGUUAGCCAAUCGGCUAAAAACAACAACAAUACUACCGAUACAAGCACGGGGACUACUACUAGUGUCUGGCAACUCAUACAAUACCCGAUACUAUGGUCAUGCCUGUUGACCAGAUUUACCGUUUCMYUGACCCGUACAUCAGUAGCCGAUUGGUCGCAACUAUACUUUAUACAAGAAAAACAUUUAGAUGUAUACCUGACCUCUAGUUUUGUUAGUUUUGUCGAAAUUGGCGGUAUUUUUGGUAAACUAUUGGCCGGCAGACUAAGCGAUUGUCUAUUGAAUAGGGCUAUCAUUAGACAGUCUACCAGUCCUAGUGGUAAUACCGCCCCAUGCAAGUCGGGACCGGCCUAUCCAUGUAUUGCUAUUGUUUUACMAUUGGCUACCAGUCCWCGUGGCUAUWSAYGACUUUGA